CGCGGAACCCAGUGCCGUGCCGAGUGCCGUGCCGAGUGCCGUGCCGAGUGCCGUGCCGCCAUGCCGCCCAGUCCCAUGCGCCCGGGAGACUGGAUCUGUGCAGAGUGCAACAAUCACAACUAUGCGGACAAGAUCAAUUGCAACAGGUGCGGGGCUCCACGUCCCCCUGACGUGUCGCAUCCCCCCAGCUUUGCCGGGAAAGGCGCCGGUGUCAAGGGUAUGAGGCCUGGAGACUGGAUGUGUCCCAGCUGUGGCAACCACAAUUAUGCAGACAAGAAAAACUGCAAUCGCUGUGGCCUGGCCAAGCCCUUGGACGUUGAAGCCGGCGCACCCGGCUAUGGGGGCUAUGGUGCGGCGGUGGCUCCGGUGCAGAGAGCGUCUCCAUAUGGAUUCAAUGGUAAAAUUCCGAAGGGGCAGUGGAAUGCAAUGGUGCAAAAUGCCUAUGCUCCCGUUGCAGCUGCAGCUAUGUCACCGGUGGCGGCCGGGAAAGGUGCGGGUGGGUGGGUGUGUCCAGCCUGCACCAACUACAAUUAUCCGCACAGAACCAACUGCAACAAAUGUGGCAUCCCCAAGGAGACACGCAUUUCCAAAGCUGGUCUACGAGAAGGCGAUUGGAUCUGCCUGAAUUGCGCGAAUCAUAACUAUGCGGACAAGAUGCAGUGCAACAAAUGUGGCAUGCCGAAGGAGCAGGCCACUCAGGCGCCAACGAAAAGCUUUGGAAAACAGGAAUUUCGAGAAGGAGACUGGCAAUGCCCCGCAUGCGCCAAUCACAACUAUGCAAGCCGGACUGCUUGCAACAAAUGCACCAUGGCGCUGGCGGAGGUGGGCUGGCAAAGCCUGAAGCGGCUUGAACCUAUGAAGUUGAGAUGCAGAAGUUAGGAAGCUAAAA
Messenger RNA from Cladocopium goreaui, 889 nucleotides. The record is from the annotation of a GenBank genome assembly. Lineage: Eukaryota; Dinophyceae; Suessiales; Symbiodiniaceae.